CGACUGACCGGGCCGGGCCCGGGCCGCCGCUGGUGGGUUUCCGGGGAAGGCGCUCAGGAGAGGCUGGGGAUCGGCCGGGCCUAUGGAGCCCCCACCCGCCAAGCGCAGGUGCGGCGCCUCCGGGGAGCAGCCCGAGCCGGGACCGGGACCAGGCGCCGGCGCCACCGUCUCCUCGUCCCCCCCUUCCGGCUCCAUCUCCACCGCCGUCGAGACGCUUCUGGACCUGAGCGCCCGGCGGGUGGCCGAGACUUGGGCCUUCGAGCAGGUGGAAGAGCGCUUCUCCCGUGUCCCGGAACCUGUUCAGAAGCGCAUCGUGUUCUGGUCCUUCCCACGGAGCGAACGGGAGAUAUGCAUGUAUUCAUCCCUUGGCUAUCACCCCCCAGAGGGUGAGCGAGACUCUCGUGUGCCCUUUAACCGUGGCCUGAAUUUGCUGCAGUCAGGGGCUGUUGACCGUGUCCUGCAAGUAGGUUUCCAUCUGAGUGGUAUUGUGACAGAACCUGCAGGCCCCAGUGAGCCUGAGCACAGCUACCACGUCUCCAUCAGCUUUGACCGCUGCAAGAUCACAUCUGUGAGCUGCGCCUGUGACAACCGGGACAUCUUCUACUGUGCCCAUGUGGUGGCGUUGUCCCUGCACCGUAUCCGGCAUGCCCGCCAGGUGGAGCUGCGCCUGCCCAUCUCUGAGACCUUGUCCCAGAUGAACCGGGACCAGCUGCAGAAAUUUGUGCAGUACCUGAUCAGCGCCCACCACACCGAGGUGCUGCCGACGGCGCAAAGGCUCGCCGAUGAGAUUCUGCUGCUGGGCUCUGAGAUUAACCGAGUGCAUGGUGCUCCUGACCCCACAGCCGGUGCUGGCAUUGAGGAUGCAAACUGCUGGCACCUGGAUGAGGAGCAGAUCCAAGAGCAAGUCAAGCAGUUGCUGUCGAAUGGCGGUUACUACGGGGCAAGCAAGCAGCUGCAGUCCAUGUUCAACAAGGUGCGGGAAAUGCUGAGAAUGCGGGACUCCAAUGGGGCACGAAUGCUCAUCCUGAUGACAGAGCAGUUCCUGCAGGAUCCACGCCUGGCUCUCUGGCGGCAGCAAGGAGCAGGCAUGACUGACAAGUGCCGGCAGCUCUGGGAUGAACUAGGCGCCUUGUGGGUGUGUGUGGUCCUGAGCCCCCACUGCAAGCUGGAAGAGCGGGCUCUCUGGCUGCAGCUUCUCAAGAAGUGGAACAAGCAAGACAUCUGUCCCUUGGAGGAGGGUAACUACUCCUGCGACAGCAUCGGAGCUAACAGCACCUUGCCAUCUAACCCAAACCGCAGCACAGCCGGCGUCCGGCAGACGGUCUUUGGACGUGCCAUCAAGGCUGCGGAGCUUCGCUGGGGAGACUGCCACCUGCAGAAGAUCCUGAACAGCGACUGCUGCGGCGUCUCUUUGAAGAGCGGAAGUGACAAGCUGGGCUUUGAUCCCCAGGGCCACCCGCUCUGGCUGGGGGACGCCUUCCCCAUGGCCUGCGCUCGGGUGGACGCCUUGCGCUCCCACGGCUACCCCCGCGAGGCCCUGCGCUUGGCUGUGGCCGUGGUCAAUGCCAUGCGCUUGCAGCGGCGGCACCAGCUGGAGAGCUACAAGCAGCAGAAGAAAGAGCUCCUGCACAAAGGCACGACUAGCAUCACCAACCUGGAGGGAUGGGUGGGGCACCCUCUGGACCCCAUUGGUUGCCUCUGCCGCACCUUCCUGGAGGCCUGCCGGAUGGAUGACGAGGGGCUGGCCCUGUACCCAGACUCUGCGGCGGAGCCCAAGAAGGCCCUCUACCAGCACAUUCCCGUGCCCUCGAGCCCUGGCGAGUCGUACUUCACGCUGGCCCUGGAGGUGGCGCUGCUGGGGCUGGGGCAGCAGAGGUCCAUGCCGGAGGGGCUCUACGCUCAGGACAAGGUGGUGCGCAGCGAGGAGCAGCUGAUCGGCCUCCUGGACGAGAUGGAGCUGGACGAGCGGCUGGUCCCCGUGCUCCGCAAGCAAGCCACCCUGCUGCUGGACGGGGGCCCCUUCAGUGGAUUUGGGGAGGUCGUGUUCCGCGAGAGUGUCCCCAUGCACACUUUUGCCCGCUACCUCUUCACUGCCAUGCUGCCCUAUGACCCCGAGUUGGCCUAUCGCUUGGCGCUGCGAGCCAUGAGGCUCCCUGUGUUGGAGACGGUGUUGCCAGCGAGCGACAUCCUGCAUCAGAACCCCCUGGACUCGAUGAUGGCCAACCGCUUCCCCCGCUGGUUUACCCUGGGCCACCUGGAAACCCGGCAGUGCGAGCUUGCGUCGGCCAUGCUUACGGCUGCUAAAGGUGACCCCAAUUGGCUGCGCAUGGUCCUGGCCUCCAUCCAGCAAAAUAUCCACUCUCCAGCCUUGUUGUUCAAACUGGCCCAAGAUGCUUGCAAGACCGCCACACCGGCCAACACCCCUCCAGACACCACCUUGCUUAACAUCUCUCUGGAGCUUGGCCUGCAGGUGAUGCGAAUGACGCUCAACACCAUGACCUGGCGUCGCCGAGAAAUGGUUCGCUGGCUGGUCAGCUGUGCCACGGAAAUAGGUGUCCAGGCCCUGAUGAACAUUAUGCAGAACUGGUACACGCUCUUCACACCCAUUGAGGCCACGACCAUCGUCGCCGUGACCGGCACCACGCAUGCCACGCUGCUCCGGCUGAGCCUGAGCACGGGGCAACGGGACGAGCUGUGCAGCUGCGCCCGGACGCUGGCGCUGCAGUGCGCCAUGAAGGACCCGCAGAACUGUGCCUUGCCAGCUCUGACGCUCUGCGAGAAGAACCACGCGGCCUUCGAGGCGGCCUACCAGAUCGUGCUGGACUCGGCGGCCUCUGCUGGCAUGGGCCACUCCCACCUCUUCACCGUGGCCCGUUACAUGGAGCACCGUGGGCUGCCGAUUCGCGCCUACAAGCUGGCCACCCUGGCCUUCUCGCACCUCAGCAUUGCCUUCAACCAGGACACCCACCCUGCCCUCAAUGACGUCCUUUGGGCCUGCUCCCUUAGCCAGUCCCUGGGGAAGAACGAGCUGGCUGCCAUCGUCCCACUCGUCAUCAAGAGCGUGCAGUGCGCCCCCAUGCUCUCUGAUAUCUUGCACCGCUGGAGCCUCCCGCCUCCAGGCCUUGCCUCGCUGGGAGGGGGGCGCCGUGGGGCAGGCGGCGCCGGUGCUGGAGGGAAGCUCUUUGCUAUGGACAAGGCCCCGCUCUGCCAGCUCCUGGAAGCCGCCAUGGCUGCCUACAUCAGCACCACCCACUCGCGCCUCACCCACAUCAGUCCCCGGCACUAUGGCGAAUUCAUUGAGUUUCUGGGCAAAGCCCGCGAGACCUUCCUGAUGGCACACGAAGGGCACGUGCGCUUCAGCCAGUUCCUUGACAACCUCAAACAGACCUACAAGGGCAAGAAGAAGCUUAUGCUGCUUGUGCGGGAGCGCUUUGGCUAG
Elgaria multicarinata webbii is the source of this 3439-nucleotide messenger RNA. RefSeq names its product zinc finger SWIM-type containing 4 (gene ZSWIM4). Gene Ontology annotation, molecular function: zinc ion binding. Lineage: Eukaryota; Metazoa; Chordata; Lepidosauria; Squamata; Anguidae. The transcript is spliced from 14 exons. The record is from RefSeq and is a predicted model, not a curated record. Bases 83 to 3439 code for a protein of 1118 amino acids. Gene Ontology annotation, cellular component: Cul2-RING ubiquitin ligase complex.